UCAUGGUGACUGGGAGUCGGUUACAUGAUGGCAGAGAGGACCUGCUGAGCCCUGAGGUGUCUCACUGAAAUUCCAGAACAGAUCAUCUGUGGAGACACGACACAAAAUGCCGCGAAAAGGGGAAACGGCAAGAAAAACGGAAGAUGUGGGAAUAGAUAUGGAUGGUGAAGUGGAAAGCGGGAGCGAGGUGGAUACCAAGCCCAGGGGCAGGGGUAACAGAGGGCAAGGCGCUGGCAGAAGGGGCAGAAAGGCAGAGAGCGAGGAGGCAGAGGACGAUGAGGACGAGGAGGAGGAGGCUCCUCGAAACAAACGAGCGCCCAACAGGAGGAAAGCGGGAAAGAAGGCCCAGGACACUGAAGAGGAGAGCGAGGACGCCCCCCCGAAGCGAAGACGUGGCGGCAACAACAACAAGAAGAAAGGUGCAAAAGACACAGAGGACGAGAGCGAAGAGGACACAAAGGGCAAAGGGAGGAACAAGAAGGGAGCAGCUGCCACGGACAAGAAGGGAGCAGCUGCCGCGGACAAGAAGGGCAAAGGGAAAGGAAAAGAUAAGGAUGAUGACAAAAAGAAGAAAAAAGGCAAAGGAAGCAGCUCGGACUCCAAAACCAGUUCCGAGGAGGAGUCCAUGUCAGAGGGAGAGAUGGAGAGACUGAAGGAGGAGGUGGUGGAGAAGAAGACUCUAAUUGCUACCCUAAGGAGCAAGCCAUGGCGUAUGAAGCGCAGAUUGGCAGUUCUCAGAGAAGCCCAGGUGUUUGUGGACAAAUUUGAAGGCGCUUUGGGGAAGGGCAAAGGCAAGAAGUGGUAUGCCUUCAAAGUGAUGAUGAUGAAGAAAUGGAUCAAGUUUUCGAGAGAUUUUGACAAUUUCAAGACAGCAUGCAUACCAUGGGAGAGGAAAAUCAAAGAAGUGGAAAGUCACUUUGGGUCAUCGGUGGCCUCCUACUUCAUAUUCUUGCGGUGGAUGUAUGGACUGAACCUGGUGCUAUUCGCUUUAACGUUCGGGCUUGUGGUAAUCCCAGAGAUGCUAAUGGGGCUACCAUAUGGAUCCAUACCUCGGAAAACAGUACCUAGAGAUGACCAGCCUACGGCUAUGGAUUAUUCUGUUCUUAUGGACUUCAAUGGUUACUGCAAAUACUCAGCGCUUUUCUAUGGGUAUUACAAUGACCAAAGGACUGUUGGGCCUCUGAAAUUCAGACUGCCACUCUCUUAUCUGCUGGUGGGGAUUGGGACCUUUGGCUACAGCCUCAUGGUUGUCAUUAGAACAAUGGCUAAAAAUGCUGAUGUUGGUGGAGGGGAUGAUGCGGAUAGUGAGUUCACUUUCUCCUGGAAGAUGUUCACCAGCUGGGAUUACCUCAUUGGCAAUCCUGAGACAGCAGAUAAUAAAUUCGCCUCUGUUACCACAAGUUUCAAGGAGUCAAUUGUUGACGAGCAGGAGAACCAAAAGGAUGAGAACAUCCACCUGAGAAGGUUCCUGCGGGUGCUGGCAAACUUCAUGAUCUUCUGCACUCUGGGGGGCAGUGGCUACCUCAUCUUCUUCGUGGUCAAACGGUCACAGGAGUUCGCCCACAUGGAUGACCUUGGGUGGUACGAGAAAAAUGAGGUUGAGAUCAUCAUGUCUUUGCUGGGCCUAGUGUGCCCUCCCCUGUUUGAAACUAUUGCUGAGCUGGAGGACAACCAUCCCCGUAUUGCCCUCAAAUGGCAACUAGGCCGCAUAUUUGCCCUUUUCCUGGGCAACCUUUACACCUUCCUCUUUGCUCUGUUUGACGAGGUCAACAACAAAUUGGAGGAUGAGAUGAACAUAAAGAAUAACUCCAUUUGGUUCUUGAAGGAGUACCACGCCAACUUCUCCUUGUACAACAAUGACAGUGAGGCCACUGCUCCCCCCAUCCCCCCUGCUGAUGCCAUCCGUGGACCAUGCUGGGAAACCAGUGUUGGAGUUGAGUUUGUGAAGCUGACUGUUUCAGACAUCCAGGUGACCUACCUGACCAUUCUCAUAGGUGACUUCCUACGGGCCUUCAUCGUGAGGUUUCUCAACUACUGCUGGUGCUGGGACCUGGAGGCCGGAUUUCCAUCAUAUGGAGAGUUUGAUAUCAGUGGCAAUGUCCUGGGACUAGUCUUCAAUCAAGGAAUGAUCUGGAUGGGUGCAUUUUAUGCCCCUGGUUUGGUUGGCAUCAACGUCUUACGUCUCCUGAGCUCCAUGUACUACCAGUGCUGGGCAGUAAUGUGCUGUAACGUGCCCCACGCGAGAGUCUUCAAGGCCUCCAAGUCCAACAACUUCUAUAUGGGCCUCCUGCUCCUGAUUCUCUUCAUGAGCCUGCUGCCUGUUGUCUACACCAUCAUGACUCUGCCGCCCUCUUUUGACUGUGGUCCCUUCAGUGGUAAAGAAAAGAUGUUUUAUGUCAUCAUGGAAACAAUUGAAAUGGACCUGCCAGCCUUCAUAGGAACGCUAUUUGGCUAUGUGGCAAACCCAGGGCUCAUCAUACCAGCUGUUCUGCUCAUGGUGCUGGCCAUAUAUUACCUGAACGCUGUAUCAGAGGCCUACAUGCAUGCCAACAAUGAGCUGAAAAAGAAGAUGCAGAUGGCAAGAGAUGAGGAUAAGAACAGACGGAACAACACGAACAGCACAAACCAGGUGCAGAAGGACUUAGAGGAUUUGCUCCCAGGGCGCUCUUGGGAACCUCCCCCUCCUCCGGAGGACAACACAGAAAAAGGAGGGAGGGCUGCCAGAGUGAAACCAGGUGCUGCAGGGGACGUUAAAGUGCAGAAAGAUUUGUCACUGGCAUCAGCCAAUCCCAACGCUCGAGGGCCCGUGACCAGUGAACCGGCCCGUCGGGGACAAGGAUCACUUCCGGCAAAACCGCGGGGUGCCCCAAAACAGUAAACACCCCCAACCCCCCUCACAAACAAACCAGCUAAUCAUGGAUCCAUGUUGCAUUUUAAGAAACAGUUUGCAUUUUGAAGAGGUUGCUUGGCAUAACACACUUACCUCCUUUUAAAACCAUUAAACAGUAGAUUAGUGAGUGCAGGAAUUCAGGAAUUCAGAUAAAUUCUGGUUAUUUUCACGUUGAAAGUUGGUAUUGUUAUCAUUUAAGUAGAAAUGCCUUAUGCCUGAACAUUCAUUUGCUAUUGUUGACAUACUGUUGAAAACAGAUCAAAUGUAAUAUUACCACUGUUACCCAUGGUGGGAAAGGUUCAAUAAUAUCCUGGGAAAGCAUUGUUUAACACAUCUUCAAUCUAGCGAAGAUGAUUAUGAUGAUCUAGCUACAAAGCACAUAUAUUGAUUAUCUUUUUAUAUUGUGUUGUGAACCCAAUCUUUAUUAUUUUAAUAAUGUUCUCCAUUGUAUCAGGAAGGUCCUGGAAUCCUGAAAAUUGUUUUAUUUACUAUAGAUUCAUCUGCAAUAUAUAUGAGUGCACGUGGGAAAAGAUUGAAUAAAUGUAAAAAAAAAAAAGAUUGGAUUGGGUUGGCUUACAAAGAGAGAUCACAGUGACCUCUCCCAGACCUCACUCACGUUGAAAAGAACAUUACACCCGAACAUGAGGAUACCAUAAUGAACAGAGGUGGUGGCCCCUCCCAUGUCUGGGGUUGAUGAGUUUGAUUUAUUGAAUACCUUGGGUUUGAUUUAUUCACAUGUUAGGCCUGCAAUGAACAAAGAUGACUGUGUCACAAAUUUUCU
This is a messenger RNA of Clupea harengus (Atlantic herring), 3671 nucleotides long. RefSeq names its product transmembrane channel-like 2a (gene tmc2a). Gene Ontology annotation, cellular component: plasma membrane. Gene Ontology annotation, biological process: vestibular reflex; detection of mechanical stimulus involved in sensory perception of sound. The record is from RefSeq and is a predicted model, not a curated record. Gene Ontology annotation, molecular function: mechanosensitive monoatomic ion channel activity. NCBI's taxonomy places the organism in Eukaryota, Metazoa, Chordata, Actinopteri, Clupeiformes, Clupeidae.